AUGGCCCCUCAGAACGUGCCGCGACCGUUAGCCUACGGAUCGUUCGCAUCGGAUCCAGAGAGAUUCUUCUACAUUCAAGCCUUCUGUGACAUGAACGACGAAUUGCCUGAUGUCGAUGAGUUCGUCGCUAUACUGGCGAAGAUACAUCAGAAGAAGUCACCGACUGGGAAAUUUGGUUUCCACAUUACCACUUUCCAGGGAAAUAUUCCGAACCACAACGAGUGGUGUGACACCUGGGAAGAGUACUUCACUCGCAACCUGAUUUCCAUAAUCGAUCUGGAGCGACAAAUCCAUGGCGAAGACCCGGAAAUGGAUGCGCUAUCUUCCGAUAUAGUGAAGAAGGUAGUGCCCCGACUCCUUCGUCCGCUUGAGACCGGAGGCAACAAGAUCGAGCCAGUCUUGAUGCAUGGUGAUAUGUGGCAUGGCAAUGUCAGUGUUGACAACGAGACGGACGAACCGAUCCUAUACGACGCGGGGAGCUUUUAUGGACAUAACGAAUACGAAGCAAAUCCGUGGCGCGCGACGCGGUACCAGUUCAAUCGUACGCAUUUGCGCGCAUACCAUAAGCUCGUGCCUGUCUCGAAGCCAGCAGAAGACCAUGACGACAGGAACGCCCUCUACGCAGUUCGAUGUGACCUGAUGGUGUCGUGUUGCUGGAAGCAGACAAAGAUUACUCGGCAGUUGGCGAUUGAGGGGAUGCGGCGCCUGAUCGCGAAGUUCCCAGAUGGAUACGAGGGCUACGUCGCCACGAAUGAGGCGAGGGGUAAACGCGAUUCUGGGAAAUUCGCCGAGGACGUAUAG
Messenger RNA from Alternaria hordeiaustralica, 801 nucleotides. RefSeq lists its product as uncharacterized. Lineage: Eukaryota; Fungi; Ascomycota; Dothideomycetes; Pleosporales; Pleosporaceae. The record is from RefSeq and is a predicted model, not a curated record. The transcript has 4 exons. Bases 1 to 801 code for a protein of 266 amino acids.